Gigantopelta aegis is the source of this 2059-nucleotide messenger RNA. Its product is annotated as hyccin-like. The record is from RefSeq and is a predicted model, not a curated record. The transcript has 12 exons. NCBI's taxonomy places the organism in Eukaryota, Metazoa, Mollusca, Gastropoda, Neomphalida, Peltospiridae. Bases 166 to 1698 code for a protein of 510 amino acids. Gene Ontology annotation, biological process: protein localization to plasma membrane; phosphatidylinositol phosphate biosynthetic process. Gene Ontology annotation, cellular component: plasma membrane.
UGACAAUACACUGAUAUUAGAAAUCGAUGUUGCGCUUUAAAAACAACAAAUCAAAAAGAUAGAAGUUAACCAGUUUAUGUUUUGCAGGUGCCCGAGUGGUAUUGUGAUACUUUGUGCAGUCUGUGAUCACGAGAUGUUGUGUGUUGGUCUUGUUUCCUGACUAUCAUGCUGCACAAAGCAGUUCGGGAGUGGUUGUCUGAGUACAAGGCGCUGGGUGACGAUGAGAUCCUCACUUUUUCUCAGAUGCUCUGGCAGAAUACGGACCUCAUCGAUGCUCUGUAUAAACUGUUCGACAGCAAAGCAAGUGUCGAGAAUCUGGAUCCAGUGUGCCACCAGUUGUUUGAGUUUUAUCGCAGUAACCACAACGACCUCAAGAGGUUUUCGCUCGAAUACCUGCCCAGUCUGAUUUUCUUCUACCUGUCGUCAGUGAGUCAGAACGAAAAGAAGAGCUGUGGCGGUGUGGAAGCGUUCCUGCUGGGCCUCUACAACUUGGAGAUUGUCGAUUCCACGGAUGUUCCAAAAAUAAAUACUUUCCGGAUUCCGUCAUUCGGCCAACCAUCUGUGUACCAUGAGCCACUCAGUUUGAGUCACAUGCAACCCCUGACAGAGAGUGCAUUGUCGCGGUUCACGCUGUCACAGGACAUAUGGAGGAGCGGACCUCACUCUGAGUUCGAGACCAUCAAUGGGCAAAACCGGCCAGCUAUUCUGGCUUACCUGAUGGAGUGUUACAACAAUCACAUAGUGACUCUGACAUCACAUUCACAUCGAUCACUAUGUCUGGCAGCCUCCAGGAUAGCGAGGAUUGGUUUCUCGGGACAGAUGUUCUCUCAGCCGUCUGACCUCGACUCGCUGGCUCCCAGCGAGACUCGCAACGGACUGCAGCCCGAGGUCAUGAUCCCGAGAAUCCCAGUCAGUCCCGCGCUGCUCGUCGAGAUGUUGUCGGGGGUCUACUAUGUCAUGUUCAAUGGGCAGACAACUGUAGCCAUCCAUGCUGUGGAAGACAUUCAUUCAAGGGCAGGUUAUGAGAUGUUUGCUGAUGUGCAAUUGGUAACGAGUGCUAUUCUGAACUCGCUCAAGUUCAGCCCGUCUUCCCAACCAGAAGAUGGUCCGAUGGGUAUCAGUGUCGCCAUAUCAACAAACAUCGGAAUCGCCAAGUCAGCCAUCACUAAUGCAUCAUUUAGAGCAAAGAAACUGCCUGAUGACAUUUCUGUUCCAACGACCCUCGACUCAAAACUCCAGCCAAUAGAUGAAGACAGCGAUGCAACUAGUUUGACUCAGAUUACUAAUAAAUCGGGACGGUUUUCGGGCAAACGAGCCAACCUGUUUAAGAAGGACAAGGACAAGGACAAGGUGAAGGUGAAAGAGAAGGAGAAAGUGACGAGGAAGGAUUCCGACGUGAGCAUCAAGUCUGUCGAUGGUGCGAGCAUGAGCGGGAAGUCGCUCGUAACCAACGGCGAUUCGUUGGACAGUGUUUCCGUGUCGGUCAUUUCGAACCAGGGCAAAUCGGUCGUGGACAAUAUCGAACUCGUGAGCCUCUCGAAAACAUCUGUCGGCGACGACGAAUACCUGGUCGCCAAUGGUUGCAGUGAGGAGUUCGCCCCAUCAGAGAUGCCAAAGAGUGUGAGUGCGUCGCCUAGUGUCCACAAGGAAAUCAAGAACGGACCUGUUAAUACGGAAAGUCUGAGUACAGAUUUAUGAUGGAAUAUUUUGUUGUGUUUUUUAAUUUUAUUGGGGGAAAAAAAAGAGAGACAAAAUCCUUGUUAUGCAAACAAAUACUGUGGCCAUUAUUAUAACAUGUUUGUAACUAACAGCUUUUUUAAUCAUUUUUAUAUACUCCCUUGUAUGACCGCUUAAGACAGGUUCAACUGUAAUUAAAUUUUGUUUCUUAGAAUAUCAAUGUCUUGUCUAAACCAGCAUUCAACCCUGUGGUACCGGCCUCCGUGGCGUCGUGGUUAGGCCAUCGGUCUACAGGCUGGUAGGUACUGGGUUCGGAUCCCAGUCGAGGCAUGGGAUUUUUAAUCCAGAUACCGACUCCAAACCCUGAGUGAGUGCUCCGCAA